CCGCAUACCAACACACUCCUGCGCGCGUGGCAGUGGAUUAUUUGCCUGGCACUUUUACGCGUGCCAUCGAUUUUUGCGGAGUUUACGAACUAUUUCUCUAAAUCAAUGGUCUCAAUCAGGAUCAAACCCAGUGAACAACUGCACGAGACAUUUGCGCCUGAUAGUUAACUACAACAGGAAGCUUUCGUGCGGCGAUGGCGGGCUGUUGUAUGUCCGCAGAGGAGCGCGAGAAGCAGCGCAUCAACCAGGAGAUCGACAAACAGCUACGGAAAGACAAGAAGGAUUCGCGGAGGGAACUCAAACUGCUGCUACUAGGCACAGGUGAGAGUGGAAAAAGCACGUUUAUAAAACAGAUGCGGAUCAUCCAUGGCAGUGGCUACAAUGAAGAGGACAAGCGCAGCUUUAUAAAGCUCGUCUUCCAGAACAUCUUCACAGCCAUGCAGUCCAUGCUGCGGGCCAUGGAGACACUGCAGAUCCCUCUGGCUGAGUCCAAGAAUGAGGGGUAUGUCCAGAUGCUGUUGGAUGUGGAGGUGGAUAAGGUCCAGACUCUGGACAGCGGCCAGAUGGAGGCCAUAAGGGCCCUGUGGAACGACGGCGGAGUCCAGAUCUGCUAUGAGCGCCGCAGGGAGUAUCAGCUCUCCGAUUCGGCCAAGUACUACCUGGAGGAUUUAGACCGUAUAGCUGACCCAGGCUACCUGCCGACCCAGCAGGACAUUCUGAGGGUCCGUGUGCCCACCACCGGCAUCAUUGAAUACCCCUUUGACCUGGAGAACGUCAUCUUCAGGAUGGUGGAUGUCGGGGGUCAAAGGUCAGAGCGCAGGAAGUGGAUCCACUGCUUUGAGAACGUCACGUCUAUCAUCUUCCUGGUAGCGCUCAGCGAGUAUGACCAGGUGCUAGCUGAGUGCGAUAACGAGAACCGUAUGGAGGAGAGCAAGGCCUUGUUUAAGACCAUCAUCACCUACCCAUGGUUCCAGCAGUCGUCGGUCAUCCUCUUCCUCAACAAGACGGACAUUCUGGAGGAGAAGAUCCAGCACUCCCACCUGGCUAACUACUUCCCAGAGUUCAGCGGCCCUAAGAACGACCCGAAGGCAGCGCGCGAGUUCAUCCUGCGCAUGUAUCAGGAGCAGAACCCGGACCGCGAGAAGAACGUCUACUCGCACUUCACCUGCGCCACCGACACCGAGAACAUCCGCUUCGUGUUCGCCGCCGUCAAGGACACCAUCCUGCGGCACAACCUGAAGGAGUUCAACCUCGUCUAGCACCAACACAUACUGGAGGAUCCAAGAGGUCACCCUCAGAGAAACAACUUUAAAGCACAACACGUUUGGAGUCUUCAGUCAAUUUGAUUUCAAUUCAUUCAUUUCUAUUGAGCCGUUUACAUCGUAAUUCAAAAUUCAUUCAUUUAAUUUUGUGCCAUUAGUAGACUUUCUGUCCAGGUGCUUUACAGAGCCUGUGCCCUUUAGAGCCUUCAGAGCCAGCACAGGGUGGCAGAGGGGAAGAACAUCUCCCUCUGAACAGGAAGGCACUUUGAACAGAGCCCAGCCCAGACCCAGCCCAGACCCGGCCCAGACCCGGCCCAGACCCGGCCCAGACCUACCCACCCACCUGCUGGAGGCAGAGCCAGUAGAGUUAGAGAGAAGUGAGAGAGUUGAAUAGAGAGAAGAGCCAGAUCACUCAUAGGGGAAAAAAACAAGCACAGGCUCCAGACGUACACCAUGUUGGCAGACAUGGGGAUGAUGUACAGUACAUCCAUCACGCGUACUUAUAGGGUGUAGGGUGUAGAGGUAGACACCAUGCUAGCAUACAAACACAAUGGUUUUACAACACAUCAAUAGCACAAGCAUAUUACUGUGAUCAUGUUAACAGAGAAAUGGGUAGUUUGGCGGGUAAUUAAAAUGUGUGUGUGUGUGUGAUGCAUUGUAGGAGAUGUGUAGAACUUAGGUGCAAAAAAAAUGUCAUGUAUACAGACCCACACACUCGUUUUCACCUGCUGCGUUCAUUGUCAUUAUGUGCACACCCACACACCCAGUUUUACCUGCUGGGUUCAGUGUGGUAGCCUAGGCCUAUGUAAAUUAGGUCACAAGUGUGAGAUGGACAACAACCUGUUCUUCCAAGUCACGAUCAUCUGAUGGAUGACGUUUACAUUUUGUAUGCACUCAUGAUAUUUUUAUCUAGUGAAUUUAUUCCAUUCAGCUUUGAUUCUGUGGUAGAGUUGACACUGUGAGGCUGUUUGCACAAAGGGUAUAUAUUUAUCUACAUUCAUCAUAUUUAUCUUCCUUUAGAUGUAGAGUAUAUGUUUGUGUGUGCUCCAAUUACCCAAAACUGAGACUCAACCCAUACUGUACCUUUAUACUUGAUAUGCACUGACUACAUAGUUUUUAAUAGUGACGUCUUUGAACCUUUUAUGUAAUAUUCUAAUUUCAGAUUGUUCUAAUAUAAUAGCACAUACUAUAAUCUAACUUCAGAUUGUUUUGAGAACAUAUUCCACAGUGACUAGUACAUGUGUUCUGGGGUCUGCUCUCCUUAUUUAGAAAAUACUAUGAAAUAGUAUACCAUGGCUAAGAAGUGAUACUAUUUAUACGGAUUGGUCAGGUAUGGAUCAAUCAGAUGUAGUUGACAUGAACGGCCCUCCAGUGCCUUUUCCUUUCAUGCCUAAAGGAGUAGCUCUCAGUGUGUGUGAUGUAUGAGUGAUACUGUAGUGAGCACUGACUUGUCAAUGUCACAUGACCAUGCAUACUAUUAGUGUAUGUUAUAAAGGAGUGCAAUAAAUGAUUGAUAUUGCUGGGUCUGGUUUGCUA
Molecule: messenger RNA, 2798 nt
Organism: Sardina pilchardus (European sardine)
Lineage: Eukaryota; Metazoa; Chordata; Actinopteri; Clupeiformes; Clupeidae
Gene: gna14a
Product: guanine nucleotide binding protein (G protein), alpha 14a
Exons: 7
Coding region: 195-1259 (354 amino acids)
Biological process (GO): action potential; adenylate cyclase-modulating G protein-coupled receptor signaling pathway; phospholipase C-activating dopamine receptor signaling pathway
Cellular component (GO): heterotrimeric G-protein complex
Molecular function (GO): guanyl nucleotide binding; GTPase activity; G protein-coupled receptor binding
Source: RefSeq, a predicted model, not a curated record